Epinephelus lanceolatus (giant grouper) is the source of this 1507-nucleotide messenger RNA. RefSeq names its product claudin-3-like. The record is from RefSeq and is a predicted model, not a curated record. Lineage: Eukaryota; Metazoa; Chordata; Actinopteri; Perciformes; Serranidae. Gene Ontology annotation, cellular component: membrane; bicellular tight junction. Gene Ontology annotation, molecular function: structural molecule activity.
CUCACAGAUGCAAGGCCUGAAAUUAAUGUAAUUACUAGUUUGGUCUCUGGUUGACUCUUCCUCUCCUCAGAUUUUUUUCUGUGAUCUCCUCUCAGGUGUGACACACAUUCAGCAACAGAAGAGGAAGAUAUUUCAGGAUGUCUAUAGGGCUGGAGUUGAUAGGUAUCUCCCUGUGUAUUCUGGGAUGGAUUAUUGCCAUCGUGGCGUGCGCUCUUCCCAUGUGGAGGGUGACGGCCUUCAUCGGCAGCAACAUUGUGACGGCUCAGAUCAUCUGGGAGGGCCUGUGGAUGACUUGCGUGGUCCAGAGCACGGGCCAGAUGCAGUGUAAGGUCUAUGACUCUAUGCUCGCCCUCUCUCAAGACCUCCAAGCAGCCCGCGCCCUCACCGUUAUCUCCAUCCUGUUGGCCAUCCUGGCAGUGCUCAUUGCCAUCGCAGGGGCCAAGUGCACCAACUGCAUUGACGACGAGGCAUCCAAGGCCAAGGUGAUGAUCAUCUCUGGGGUCUUCUUCAUUGUUUCUGGGGUCAUGCAGCUCAUUCCUGUCUCCUGGUCGGCCAACACCAUAAUCAGGGACUUCUACAACCCUCUACUUACUGAUGCUCAGCGGAGGGAGCUGGGGGCUGCACUGUACAUUGGCUGGGCGGCUGCUGCCCUCCUGGUUCUUGGUGGCGCACUGCUGUGCUGCUCCUGUCCACCCCGUGAGACCAGAUACAACCCCUCUCGAAUGGCUUACUCUGCCCCACGGUCAGCAGGGGGCCCGGGGUUAGAAAGAAAAGACUAUGUAUGAAUGAAGGUCAAAGAGAAAAAGACAUUAACCUGCUCUUCACACCAAACUGAGGGUGUACUGAGGAAAAGAGCUCAUGGGAACAAAGAGACUCCGUAAUGAAGGAUGUUUGAUUUUGCCUUGAAUGUUAAGUAUCUCUGACCUAGGCUCAUAGGCCUUUUUCAAGAGACUGAAAAAGCAUGCAAAGGACACGGAGUGGAAAUCUACUUUAAAUCAUGUUUCAAAACAAAAAUCAAAUUAUGUUCUUAGUGCUCUGUCUUUUUAACACGCUAAAUGUUAUUGUCACAACCAGUAUACAAUCAUACUUUUUUGUACAGUCCUGACUUCUUAAUGUUUACCACAGAGUAUUUUUAUAUAAAAACUGCUAUGACUGCUUCAUGCAUCACCAUCACAAUAAGGCACUGCUGUGUAAAGAAAGUGAAGAAUUGGAUGUGUUUAAAGGUGCGACAGGGUUAUCACUGGGAUUAUGUGUUGUAAAUACUGUACUAGAGUAUCAUUAAUCACCUGUAACUGUCAAGACAGAUGAUAACUGUAUUCAAGGCGAUGUUUAGUGCAGUGUGGUAAGGGCGGGGUUGGCAGAGGACACUGGGUGUUUUACAGUGUGCACAGAGGGAGCACAAAAGCACCUGGGUUCAUUUAUAACAGGAAUUAUCUUUGUGUGUUAUGUACAACUGCAGUUCAUGUAUCUAACAAGUUUUUUUAAUAAACAUCACUGUUUUUUAAGA